Molecule: messenger RNA, 342 nt
Organism: Echinostoma caproni
Lineage: Eukaryota; Metazoa; Platyhelminthes; Trematoda; Plagiorchiida; Echinostomatidae
Source: the annotation of a GenBank genome assembly
AUGGACUAUCUGCAAUUUCACGACGGAGAGACAGCUGAUCCAGACAAUCCGCCGAUCGGGCCGAAAUUCUGCGGACGGAAUCGUCGGUUGCGCGUCGUAUCCACCGGACCGAGUCUGCUCAUCUUGUUUGUCACGGGCAGUUUGAUUGGUUCCCGUUCGGAACGCGCUCGCCUGAAUGAUGGUACAAACGGACCGUUCCGCCGUCGCGGAUUUCGACUGCGCUACACGUUCACAGAUAAACUCCUGGUCGUGCAUCCAAAUCAUCGUAUGUGGCAUAUACGAGGCACAGGUAAGUGUGCUCUUCCAGUGUAUGGCUUUCAUCAUUCACGUGAAUUGUCCUGA